AAAAGAACACAGCGCAACAUUGAAGUCUCUUCCAGGUUGAAACCAGGAGAUUGGAUCCUGAUAAAAGUGCUCCAGAGGAAAAACUGGAGCUCCCCGAGGUGGGAAGGACCCUACCAAGUCCUCCUGGCCACACCAACAGCCUGCAAAAUUGCUGAACGACCUUCCUGGAUUCAUCAGAGCCACUGUAAAAAAGUGAGUGACAGCCCAUAAACACUGAGACGCCAGCACCCCUGCCUGUUAGUGAUCUGGGAGGUGGAGAGAGGGCUGUUUGGGUAAAUCCCGCCCUUGUUCUUCUCGCCCCUAGUCUACUCACUCACAGGACCAGGUGUGUUCGGUCAUCAUGAAGACCAUACUCGUUCUAAUGGCCAGUGUCACAAUUCUGUUGGGACUGCUGUUACUGAUUCCACAAGAAGAACGACAGCACCACCUGGAGACAAGACUGACACAUGACACAAUACAUCCAGACGACAUGACGCAAGAUCACAACCACCCAUGGAUGAACAAUGCCUGGUACCGUUAUGUGUACAACUCCACAAGAGACAAAAACUGUUACAUCUGUUCACACAUGCCUCUCACUGCAAAACACUUGACCCUGUACGGCACACCCGCACCACUAAAUGAAGGACUGUGCAUAUAUGGGAAAGCUGCCCGCGGACAUUGUAAUAACCAAACAAUGAGAAAAUUGGAGAAGUGGAUAUGUCUGGGAGACCCUAACGUCCAGAACAUCAACGUGACCGCAACAGUAGGACAAGAAGACCCGACCUAUCUGAUGGACCUAUGCACUAAUAUCACCAACACGUCAGAGCCUAACAGGUACACGUACGCCUGUGAGGACAAACACUGGGUGAAUAUGUCACUCAGCACCCCAAACAUCACUGUGCUGGCUGUGGUGACCACGUACACUUUUCCCUUAUGUGUCAUGUUUGUCAACAUCACCAAAGGAGCAACUCACUACAGCCUAUCUGGCACAUGCCAAUAUACCCUGACAGUACCAACUCGUACAAAGAAGCUCUACUGGGUCGAGGGGACCGGCUGGUGGUGUCAAGGAUAUGCCAACCAACCCCAAACAUACCUAGCCGUGCCUGAAAACUACGAAGGACAAUGUGUGCCCCUGAUGCUAAGUGAUCACACCUUCGUGAUAACAGCAGGAGCAGCCCGUGCGCGGACACGCCGGAGACGAACAAUACAACACACGACCCAAUUUGGGGCUCUGACGUCCCAAAGGAAUUCAAGCUUUGGACCACAGGACAAAAGGUCGCCCAUGCCCUUUUCCCAGGGUAGGAGUCGGAAAGCACGCCCUUAG
Messenger RNA from Oreochromis niloticus (Nile tilapia), 1303 nucleotides. RefSeq lists its product as uncharacterized. The transcript has 2 exons. Lineage: Eukaryota; Metazoa; Chordata; Actinopteri; Cichliformes; Cichlidae. The record is from RefSeq and is a predicted model, not a curated record. Bases 341 to 1303 code for a protein of 320 amino acids.